UUAGAAACAUCUGAUUUUGUCAACAAUUGCAUAUUGUAUAAAGUUAAGGAAUUAGCUGGCCUAAGAUACGUCUAUGUAAAUAUUUAAAAUGCUGCACCGUCAACGGUGUUGAACAAUUUCGACUACGAAGAGUGUUUUAAAGAAAUGUGCUCGUUGACAUGUUUAAAUCCCAUCGCAAUUGCACUCAAUUUGCUGUUGCUUGUAAUAGCGCCCUUAUCAGGAGUACAUCAUCCAACCAUUCACGAUAUUAUAACCACCCAAGAUAUUAUAGCUGGUGAUGUUUUCUUUGAGAUAACAGAACCUGCUGUGUUGGAGUACACGUAUCGGUUGCGACCGGCGAAAGAUUUUGGUGUAUCAUUUGUUUCACAGCGUUUUACAGGAAUCGGAUUAGUUUUAACGCAACCAUCAGAUGCAUGCUCAAAAAUUCGAAACUAUCGCGAACUUCGUGGCAACGUAGCAUUGAUUAAAAGAGGUGAUUGUUCGUUCUUAACAAAAACUAUCAAUGCCGAAAUUGCGGGCGCCAAAGCAGCUAUAAUGACAGAAUUUGAUGACGAUUCAGCUGAGUUUGAGUAUUACAUAGAAAUGGUACAUGACAACACAAGUAGAGAAGCGCAUAUACCAGCCGGAUUUUUGCUGGGCAAAAAUGGUGUUAUAAUUCGAUCGACGUUAAUGAGUCUACGACGGCCACAUGCCAUUAUAAAUAUACCAGUGAAUUUAACAUUUGUGCCACCUGCUCAAAUAAAUCAUCCGCCCUGGUUGGGUUGGUAAAUUCAAUUACCAAAGUCAUAGGAACUUGAUGAACAAAUCCAAAAAUAAUAACCAAAGUGCAUUCUUUCAACUGACUCACCAAUAGAAAUGGCUACGUAGGCUGCUAAAUAUGAUAUUUAUUUAUAUUGUGCAAAUUCUUUAUUUUUAUAUAACAAAAACAGUUCAACCUGCUAAAUCAAAUUUA
Molecule: messenger RNA, 952 nt
Organism: Bactrocera tryoni
Lineage: Eukaryota; Metazoa; Arthropoda; Insecta; Diptera; Tephritidae
Product: PRADC1-like protein
Exons: 3
Coding region: 145-768 (207 amino acids)
Source: RefSeq, a predicted model, not a curated record